AUGAGUGAUGCUGAUGUAGUUGAGAAGAGCAAAGGACUGCAAUGGAUGUAUAUUCCAGCAUUCAUAGGAAAGAUUUUGAAUCAGUUAAUGGAAGAUGAUGAUGAAGUGGAUGCAGGAAAAGCUUUUUGGGUAAAGGAACUUGGAAUUCGUGUUCUUGUAAAUGAUGAUGAUGCUAUGGAGAGAGGUGAACUGGAAAAAGUAAUUAAGGAAUCAAGGAGCUCCAUAAUUGUAUUCUUAAAAGACUAUGCUUCUUCGCGAAGGUGCCUUGAUGAACUUGUGAUGAUCCUUGAGUGCAAGAGGAACUUCAAACAUGUAAUUUUACCAGUUUUCUAUGGCAUGGAUCCACCCCAAGUUAGGAAGCAAACUGGCAGUGUUGUAGAAGCAUUUGCAGGGCAUGAAGCUCAAUUUGAGGUGGAAAUUGAUGAAAGAAAUAGAAAACUAGGGAUGAAGAAGGUGAAAGGGUGGAGAGAAGCACUCGGACAAGUUGUAGAUCUCGGAGGUUUGGUCUUGCAAAAUCAAGUUGACGAGUAA
Molecule: messenger RNA, 531 nt
Organism: Camellia sinensis
Lineage: Eukaryota; Viridiplantae; Streptophyta; Magnoliopsida; Ericales; Theaceae
Product: disease resistance protein RPV1-like
Biological process (GO): signal transduction
Source: RefSeq, a predicted model, not a curated record